Molecule: messenger RNA, 750 nt
Organism: Lindgomyces ingoldianus
Lineage: Eukaryota; Fungi; Ascomycota; Dothideomycetes; Pleosporales; Lindgomycetaceae
Product: glycoside hydrolase family 61 protein-like protein
Exons: 3
Coding region: 1-750 (249 amino acids)
Source: RefSeq, a predicted model, not a curated record
AUGAGGGCUUUUUUUCUUACACGUCUCCUCUUUAUCCACUCUUUAAGAGUGUGUGCCCAUGGAGGCAUAUGGAACUACUCGAUUGCCGGUAUAUGGCAACCAGGAUUCUUCCCGUACUAUCCAGCCGAGCACCAAUCUUCGAUUCAGCGUCACUGGGCCGACUUCCGGCCUAUCUACGAUGUCUCUUCACCCUACCUAGUUUGCAACAACCCAGGAUCUGGCGCCGAGAAGUAUGCGAACGUAUCCCCCGGGGGAGAAAUUAAGGCCUACUAUCCGGGAUGGCCACACGAUGUUGGGGCAAUUAUUGUUUGGAUGACUUACUGUGGUUCACAGCCCGAUGCAUGUUUUUCUUUCGACGGCAGUGGAAAAAAUUGGUUCAAGAUUCAGGAAGUUGGCCUGGAGAACGGGACCAUUCGCAAUGGGCAAUGGGCAUUAAAAGACCUCCUCGCUUCUAACUACACUUGGACUACAACCAUUCCGACUUCGCUCCAUAGCGGUGCUUACCUGAUUCGCCAUGAGAUCAUUGCGAUACAUGUUCCUUUCUCACCUGAGUUCUACCCAGAAUGUGCGCACUUAUAUGUGUCAGGGAGUGGAUGGGAAAGGCCUGGUGAAGAGUAUCUAGCUGCUAUACCAGGGGUGUGGAAGGCAAAUGACCCAUCGCUGAAUUUGACAAUUUACCAAGAGCCGACGGCGAGCAAGACAGAAUGGCUGAUACCUGGGCCGCCUGUUUGGAGGGGUUCUAUUGUGUGA